AUGAACUGGGAGUCUUAUGCCAAGUUCCGCCAAUGGUCAACGACCGAUGCUGAUGCGGAAACAAGUUCGGACGACGAUGUGGCAGGCAACCCGCACACGGAGGAAGGUUUGAUGAGAGCGUUCGUCUUUUUGCAUGAGCGGCGGUCGAAGGCGGAUCUGGCGCUGAAGGAGCUUGGCCUUGCAGAUGCGUUUUCUGGCGCGGAGCCACCUUCCGACAACAUCGAAAGCUUCCAGCUCCGAGAAGGCCUAGUGCACGAAUACGACGACAUAUGCUCACGCAUAUUGCUCAUGGAUGGGGCAAGGGAUGAGAAACAAAUCCGCUUGAUGGGUCAUGCUGUUGAAGUGUCACAUUGCAGGUAUGCAGCGGGAAAGAUUGCAUAUUCUUGCCGGCUAUACGGUCUGGCCAUGGAACGUUCAUCCCAAGCUGUGUGGGUGUGCGAAGCGGCUUUAGAACACAAUUCCUCCCAACAGCAGUUUGCCAUUCAGUUGCUCCGCCAGACAUUCGUAGAUGUGUUAGUUCUUCGUUCGAUGACGGCUUUGCGACGGGGCAGCUACAGAACUGCGCGGGAAGAUGCACUAUUGGCACAUUCGCAGUCGAAGUCUGCACAUGGUCGGGCGGAGGAAACAUUGAAUCUGGCACUUCGUUGUGAGAUGGCCUUGCAUGCUGGCGGACCGGGUGAUGAUGGCGAAGGGCGCCCUUUGACACCGGAAGCUGCUUGCGCAUUGAAGCUUGAUGUGACUGCUGGAUGUGCGAUGUCACUAAGCACCAUGCCCAGAAAGAAUCUCGACCUCGACGAUAUGGACUAA
Molecule: messenger RNA, 807 nt
Organism: Symbiodinium natans
Lineage: Eukaryota; Dinophyceae; Suessiales; Symbiodiniaceae
Source: the annotation of a GenBank genome assembly